This is a messenger RNA of Sinocyclocheilus grahami, 1023 nucleotides long. RefSeq lists its product as uncharacterized. The coding region runs from base 1 to 1023 and encodes 340 amino acids. Lineage: Eukaryota; Metazoa; Chordata; Actinopteri; Cypriniformes; Cyprinidae. The transcript is spliced from 11 exons. The record is from RefSeq and is a predicted model, not a curated record.
AUGAUUCCAAACUUAGAGAAGGACAUAAAGAACAGUUUAUUCCUUCUGUCACAGAAGCUUGUGACCAUUCAGAGGGCCACCAGAUCAACCCUCACACACGAUGAUGCAUACUUGAGGUGUCUACCUAAAACACACUACUACCUGGUUCUGGAACUGCAGAAACGGCUGAAACGACUCGGGUUUCUUCAGAGCCGCAGGGAACAGGAGGUGUUCAGGGUCUGGACAGAACAACACAGAAGCACAUGUCAACUUGAGAAGCAACUACAAGCAAUGGAACACAGCAGUAAUCCCAGCUCAGAUGUUACUCUUAGGGACCUGCUGAAACAGAAAUAUGGGUCUCUCCCGAAACUUCAGAUCACACCUGAUGACUCCACAGCACAGCACAAACAUAUGCCAGUCUCACUAAGAGGGAAUGAAGGAGUGAACACUUUCCAACAGCGGGGCAAACAGAGCUGGGGACAAGACGAAACUGAGCUCAUGUUUCCUGAGGUUUUCACUCGGGAGCUCAAAGUGCCUACAUUUUCCAGUCUGCGGUCCACCUUCCUGGAAGAAGUCAGCUCCAAGAUGCUUCUUAUGAGAAGCUAUGAGCCACCGAUCUGGUCAAAGACCAUUGACAUUAAACACAAAACGAGAUUAAUGCACAACCUCUCGCUCUCUCAUAUGGCUGACACUCAGAGAAUUAUGGCAAAAAAUGGACUCGGUCUGCAAUGCACCGAUGGGUUCAGCAUUAAAGAAUUGAUGGAGCAUGAUUGUCCCCACAGCAUCCAAACUCAGAAGUCCAGAUAUCCCACAGAGCCUGGCUUUACGCACCUGAGUGAUAAAGGAACGUCCGAGGGCCCAGAAUCCUUCACUGAGAGUCCAAAUACUAAUUUCUCACCAAGUCUGCGUCCGGCUGGAAAAAGCACAGAUGAAUCCCCGUCUAGUUCUGCUAAAGACACUCAAUCAUCAUAUACAGACAUGCCUCUAUGCAUAGCUGACAUCUAUACUAGUCGUGCUGUUGAGGUCCAGGAUGCUGUUAGUUAA